UGGAGCUGAAAAGGCUCCUGGGACUGCAGAUCCUGUCUGACAUGACAGGGAAUUAGAGAAGCGAGGACCAUUUCAGCGCCUCGGAGGGAAACUACUGCCGCUUAUCUGGAUUAAUACCAAGAUUAUAACGCGGACGGCAGAAGAAUAAUUACAUAUUUCCUCAAUAAGGACUUCAUAGAGUGUGUGAGCCUCGGUGGUGAGUUUGUGCGACUUUAAAACAUGUUUUUGAGGUUUUAAAGUAACACAGAGCUGCAGUUUCCUGUGUGGAGUUUUGACCUGAUGGUAUCGAUCUGCUGGAGCUGGUCCCGGUCCGUCUGUUUCUGUUUGAACGUCUCAUUCUUUGCAACAAUGUCUCCAGAAAACCAUUACAGCCGGAAAUAGUUUUGUCCCUCUAGAAAUCUUUAGAAACCCAUUAGAGGAUUGUCGUUCCUCGCGAGGGUUCACCUGAACUUAAUCCCUGACCUGCUGACGACAGCAGCACCAUGAUCAGCUCGGAGGGCCUGAGGCCGGCCUCGUCCGGCAGGAAGCCCCUGGGCAAGCUCGCCUCCCGGCUGGAGGAGGUGAAGAACCCGUGGCGGCAGGGCUCCACGCUGGAGCUGAGCCACAACGAGGCGGCCCGCCUGGCCACGGACGCCCUGCUGGAGCACGGAGAGAAGGAGUACCGCAGGGUCCUGACCGAGGAGCGGGAGCUCAACUUUCUGUCCCCGCUGGAGAUCCGCUACAUCACCCAGCAUGCGGCCAAGACCUGCGACUCCGAGAGCAACGGCGUCGGCCCCAACGACCGGGACUUCGGGGACGGAGACGCCGUGUCCGAGCUCACCUCCGGGACUUACUUCCCCAUGAUGUCCGACGAGGAGCCGCCGAUGCUGGAGCUCGGCUGGCCGGAGUCCCCGUCCAGAUACGGACCCUCAGAGACUCAGAUUUACUUCCAGAGGGACAAGUCUCACAACGUCAAAGACCUCAUCAGGUCCCUUAUCAACAAAGCCAAAAAGGUGAUCGCGCUGGUGAUGGACGUGUUCACAGACGUGGACCUGCUGUGUGAUCUCAUGGAGGCGUCCAACAAGCGUAGAGUCCCCGUCUACAUCCUGCUGGACGAGAAGAACAUCGACUCCUUCACAGAUAUGUGCUCCGCGCUCGACAUCCAGAGCUCACACAUGAGUAACAUGCGUGUUCGCAGCAUGUGUGGGGACACGUACUGCACCAAGAGCGGCAAGAAGUUCACCGGUCAGGUCCUGGAGAAGUUCAUGAUCAUCGACUGUGAAGAGGUCAUCGCUGGGUCAUACAGUUUCACCUGGCUGUCGGCUCAGGUGCACAGCAACAUGGUGAUGCAUUUCUCCGGGCGCAUCACCGACAGCUUCGACCGCGAGUUCCGCUGCCUGUACGCCGACUCGCAGGUUAUCGACGGCUUCUUCAACCCCGAGGACGAGGGCAUGCCCUACUACCCCUCCUACCAGAACAUGAUGGGCCCCGGGCUGCAGGGCCUGGGCCUGGGUCUGGGCCUGGGACCCGGUCUGGACCUGCUCUCUGACAGCCGGCAGAGAGACAGGGUGUGCUCUGAAAACUCCAGCAGCCAAUCGAGUAACAGCGUGUCGAGCGUGAAGGCAGCGCCCGGGAUGACCCCGAACACGGUCUACAAGGUCACUCAAGGUCACGACAAGAAGGAGGCCAACAACAACUCUCACAUCAGCCCCGAGAGGAGAGGAGGGCAGACCCCCACGCCCCAGACUCACGGCUUACCAGGACCCCGAGCCAACGGAGUGACCAAUCACAGCCCGGCCAUGGACCGGCCGCCCCCGCCGUACGGCCAGCAGAUGGGCAUCGACUGGAACAAACCCAGCCCGGCCGACGUGAUGCGCUCCAACAUGGGCGGCGCCUCCUCCAAGUUCCAGGCGCUGGGGCUGUACGACCACAAGCCCAGCAUGUUCCACAGCUCCCCCAACGCCAACCUGAACCCCAAGAGCCCCACGCCGUCUCCGGUCACCGACAGCAAACUGACCCCGAAGCAGAGAGCGCCCUCCAACCAGUUCCUCAACAAACUGUCAGACCUCUUCCUGCCCCCGUCUAACAAAGAGACCUACAACUUCCGGAGGUCGCCGUCCCCCCUCGGCACCACGGCCUGGGGGGGGCCGGACCUCUCCCAGACUGAGCCCGAGAGCCAGCAGAGCCCGCCGCCGCCGCCCUCCCCGGGCGUGGUGAUGAGCCGGCAGGACCAGAAACGGAUGACUCUGGGCCACAGCAAGCUGGACCUGGUCAACCAGUACAACAAGAUGAAAUCCAAGCAGGUGUACUCGCGCUUUGAGCUCAAGACCUCCAACUAACCUGCAGAGUUCAGACACUCUCUUCCAAAAGUCUCUCUGGUUGUUUUAUAAAGUGGUCAGUUCUUGGAGCCGUUGCUCAGUUUUCCUCUGUGAUUCUUGAAACCGUAUUGCCUCUGUCACCCUGUGAGGAACCACAGCUGCAGUAUCAUGAGACUGUGUGGGGUUGCAGUUUACACAAAGAGUUUUACAGAGAAACUGACCUGUGAAAAACACCCAUCAGUCUAUUUUUUAACUAAAAGAUUCAAACAAAUCGAAGCAGAGAUGGGUCACAUUUAAGACAGGCAGCUGAAGAUCAUCUUCAGCUUAUUGAAACAGUAAACUGAUGGAUCGACUAGAUUUUCUUUCUUCGAAGCCUCCAACUGCCUUUUUCUUAAAUACACUCCAGGGACUUCGAUGAGGAUUUUUCCCCACACAGUUUUAUAACGACAUCAGAUCUUAUUUAACAAAGAAAGGAAAUAUUAACAGUAACAAUACUGCAUCUAUUGUGCCUACUUUUCCUUCUUUAAACACAGAAUUAAAAGGUUUUUUUGAAAAGUCAUCUGUCCCGCUCGACAAGAGGGAGGAGCCUCCCUGCUUUGUGUUUCACUCAGGAAGUGAAAGCUAGAGAGCAACUUCAGCGACUCAACUUUUUCAUUCAUGUCAUUUCCAGACCUGCUGAGUCAGCAGCCGCUCCUGUAGCUCACGGGGCGAAUUGUGCCACCACCAUCUGCCCCAUCUCCAGCCUGAUUCACAAAAGAUAUUGUGCUAAUGAUAUUAAAGCACAAACACCGGUUUUUAAACAGUUUUGUAAGACUCUGAUUGUAAUUAUCCCCAUGUUAAAGUAUAGAUGUCGACUUUAUCUGCACCAACAACACAGGAGGCAGAAAGAAAAAGACAAAGUGAAAUGUUCAGAGUGUGAGCCUCAGAGGCACACCUCAGAACUUCAGGCAGGAAUUUAAAUAUAAAAUAUCUGUCAGUGCUGUAAAAGAAGAAGGACGGUCCUUAUAAAUGCACUUCAGUUGCCUCCAACUCUCUGAAGACGCUAAUAAUUUGACUGAUCUUUGCAGUGGAACUCGUGGGGGGUCAUUUUGCACCAGAAAUAAAAAUGUGGGCAAAUAGACGAGGAGCUCUGAUUCCUGCUGUUUCCUGCAUUUCUCCUUUUGUGGAUGUUCUGAGAAUCUACGGUUAAUUUUAGUCUGUUUUAUCCGCCACAAAUUCACCUCAAGUGUUGUGUUCAUCCCACAAUAGAGAAAAACAAAGUUUAGCUAAAUGUUUGGGUCGCUCAUUUUUAACCCCAGUGACCACAUGCGGCACUGCAACAACAAAAAAAUCACUUCCAACCUUCAUGAAAGAGACGUCUACAAAACGCUUCAAUUAUUACCUUUUGUGUUGUACAAUUUUAGUUUAUGGUUGUUUUUAUGUUUCGAAAAGCUGGAAUAUCCAACGUCUGAGGAGGAACUAAAGUAAUUUACUGCACCGAUCAGCCGCAACUAAAAUAAAAAAACAAAAAUUAUAGAACAGAUGCAGAAAAAGCUCAUUACAAUUUCGACCAAAUAAGUUAAAAUAAACAGUCUACCGUCUCUACUUUAAUGUUAAAAUCAACUUUAAUAAAAUAAAAAAGCAGAAAAGUAAAAGAAAUGUUCCUUCUUCAGAGUGUGGAAAGGAAACCUCCUCAUCCUCUUCUCUUUCUUUUUCUUUAUUUCUUUUGCUUUGAACAGUUUUGUGUACUUUUGAUUUGUUCUGUAACACUCCUGCAUCACAGCCCGUGCCUUGAUCUACUGCCUUAAGGUUUACAGUCACAUUAAAGACAAACAUAAUAUCUCCUGUGACUUCCUAUAAGUGUUAAUAAAGGCACACACACACACACUCAGCUGGUUGUAAAUAGAAGCAGAGUCUGCCGACACAGUUCUGGUGAGAUUCGGUGUAAAUGUGGAAACUUUGGGGCUGUGAAGAGUUUCUGCAGGAACAUUUUGUUCAUCAGCAGUUUGUAAAAAUCUGUUGAAAGAAUUUAAACUGUACACUGCUAUAAAAUAUGUUUCCUCACAUUUUUUUUUUUUUACAAUAAACAGCAUUUUUUGCAGAUAUGUAGAUUUGUACAAAGACUUAAAACAAACAGUUAAAACGACUUGUAUAAUGUUUCAUUUGACUCAUAUUUUGUGCUGAUUUGCAGAAGUUUGUCCUGGCAGCACUACAGGGCUAAAUCCUUCCUCUGAUCUUUACUGUCGUCACUGAAGCAAUAACGAUUGACAGCAAUCAAUCAUUUUGAUAUGUGUGUUCUCAUCACGUGUGUUUUUGUUUACUGUCGUUACUAGAAUCAGCCGGACGACUUGCAGACAUCUCAUCUCUGUGCCUCGUCUGUCCGGCUCCUGUUUAUAUAUAUAUAUAUAUAUAUAUAUAUAUAUAUAAAUAAUAUAUGUUGUACAUACGGACUGACUGUCAGGAAUUUGGGUUAUUGUUAAAGAAAAACUUGUUUGUUAUGUUAUUUUUACAAUGUUAUUUACUGGAGAAUGUGAACUUUCUGUGUUUAAAAGUUGGUCUUGAUUUGUAAGAUGAACACUUGAGGAUUUAAUAAAACAAAAGUUUAAGUUA
Molecule: messenger RNA, 4886 nt
Organism: Centropristis striata (black sea bass)
Lineage: Eukaryota; Metazoa; Chordata; Actinopteri; Perciformes; Serranidae
Gene: sack1c
Product: family with sequence similarity 83 member C
Exons: 5
Coding region: 483-2318 (611 amino acids)
Source: RefSeq, a predicted model, not a curated record